Ogataea polymorpha is the source of this 1365-nucleotide messenger RNA. RefSeq lists its product as uncharacterized. Gene Ontology annotation, biological process: transmembrane transport. The transcript has a single exon. The record is from RefSeq and is a predicted model, not a curated record. The annotation marks the transcript as partial. Lineage: Eukaryota; Fungi; Ascomycota; Pichiomycetes; Pichiales; Pichiaceae. Gene Ontology annotation, molecular function: transmembrane transporter activity.
CUCCCGCCUCUGGACUCUGGCUACUCGUGGGUGAUCUGCGCAUGCGUGUUUUUGAUGAUGUUUGCAACUUGGGGCGCCAAUGGUUGCUACGGCGUCUUUCUAAACCACUGGCUCCAGGUACAGAGCUUCCCCGGCUCGUCGGCCACCGAUUUCGCUCUGAUAGGCAGUAUUGUGCUGGCACUCGCUCAGGCGCUCGCUCCGCUCGCACAGAUGGCGUCUGCAAUCCUAGGAAUGAAAACUGUCAUGCUGGUGGGCGUCGUUUUGCAAACCGCAGGGUAUCUGUUGGGAUCGUUUGCCACGAAACUAUGGCAAUUGUACCUCACCCAGGGCAUUCUUGUGGGGUUGGGUUUCGCGUUCGUUUUCAACCCGGCAAUUGUCAUUUUUCCAGAAUGGUUCGACAAGAAAAGAGGCCUUGCCUCGGGGGUUAUUGUCUCUGCUAGCGGUGUAGCCGGGGUCGUUUUCUCGCUGGCCUCCCAAGCUAUUAUAUCCCGCACAGGGAGCCCGGCAUGGGCGCAGCGAAUGCUGGCAUUUUUCUCUGUGCUGGGAAACACGUUAGCAGCGUGCCUGCUGAAGCAUCGCAUCCCAACACAGCGGCUCCGGACCCGCCGCGAAAUCGUCACCAGAUUCUACGUGCUGUUCAACGUCAAGGUCGUCAAACUGCCGCAGGUCCACUUCAUCACGCUUUGGUUCGUGCUGAUACUGUCCUGCUACAUUGUCGCGCUAUUCUCGCUCUCCGCAUACAGCACGUUUGUGGGGAUGUCGUCGUCGCAAGGCAGUCACGUGACCGCAAUUUUCAACGGGUGCCAGGCCAUUGGCCGGUUCACCAUUGGUUUUGCGGCCGACUACACGGGCCGUGUGAACCUAGCGGUGCUUCUGAGCAUCAACAUGGUGAUUCUGCUCUUUGCCAUGUGGAUCAACGCCAUGACGGCCGGCGUGGUCUAUGCGUACGCUAUUCUCUCCGGACUCACGUUUGGCGUGGCUUCCACGUUGAACCAGCCCAUAGUGGCCGAUUCUGUUCCUGUGGAGCUGUUUCCCUCGGCGUGGAGCUACGAAAAUUUCUGGAUGGGUGUUUUUUGCAUGUUUUGCGAGGUGGUAGCACUAAAGCUCAGAGACAUGACCCUCGCGAAGCCGUUCAUCAAGGCACAGAUAUUUUGUGGCUGCUUUGCGGCCGCCGGCGUACUGUGUAUUCUGCCAAUCCGCGAGUGGAAAAUCCGCCGCAUGCUCGUCGCCAGGCAGGAAGCUCUGGAGGCCCUCAAAGAGCACGAAAAACACACGGACGAGUACGAGCGCCGUCUGAAGACCUACGACAUCCUUCUGCGCGGCGGGUUCAAGGCGUACAUGGCGAGACUGCUGUAUCCUGUGCGU